AUGCUUGGCGACUCGCGACAAGCAUUGGCCGAGGUAAACGAUUCCCGCAAGCGGCAGCCGCCACCACAACCGAAUGUUUCAAAUGGCACUACACUCAACGUAGUAUUUACUGAGGAAGGACGGGUUAACGAUGCUGAUGUCAUAAACACUUCUAAUGAUAAACUGAAAGCGGGAAGGUGGGAAAAGGCAAAUGGAGCUUUCACACGACACAAGUCAACACCAAAAGCAGCGCAAACUCGGGUGACUAUUGGCAUGCGUUUAAAGAGGUGGAUUAUUACAGGUAGAAUAGGCGCUGGUUCCUUUGGUGAAACCUUUACAGCGAUAGAGGAACCUAGAGGCCGCCAUGAUGGUGACGAGGAGAACGAGAUGGAGGACAUUAUUGCUCUUUCUCACAGCAGCUUAACGUCCCCAAAUCUCGCGGAGGUGUGUAUUAAGGUGGAACAGGAUAAUAAAAAUGUUCUCCGUAUCGAGGCGGCAGCCUUGAAAAAGAUACAGCGUUGUCCUCAAGUAGUACGAUACUUGGCAAGUGGGAAUACAGGAGGUAUGAACUUUUUAGUGAUGGAGCGAUUGGGGCCUAAUCUUGCGGAAUUGCGCCGUGGUACACCCUUUGGCACCUUUACUCACUUCACGACCCUCAAGCUGGGUAUAUCUUGUCUCCGAGCAAUACGAUGUGUUCAUCAACUAGGACUCAUCCACCGGGACAUUAAGCCCUCAAACUUUGUCAUUGGCUUGGGCGGAACUUCAGAUCCACGAACCUGUUAUCUUAUAGACUUUGGAUUGGCUCGUCGAUAUCGUCGUGCCAAUGGGGAUGUACGCCCACCGCGUGAAAAUGCUGGUUUUCGUGGGACAAGUCGUUACGCUUCACUGGCUUCGCAUCGUCAACAAGAGCUUGGUCGUGUAGAUGAUAUAUGGAGCCUGUUGUUUAUGCUUGUCGAAUUCGCCACAGGGACGUUGCCGUGGCGUAAGUAUAAGGAGAAGGAAGAAAUUGGUCGAUGCAAAGAGGAGAUGAUUGGGUCUGGACUUGUCCAGAACAUGCCUCGUGAAUUUCGUCCAUUUUUGGCACAUAUACGUGCGUUGCACUACGAGGAUGAGCCAGCUUAUGAUUUUCUGCUUUCUCUCUUAGAACGUGCGAUUGAACGCCGCGGCUACCCACCGGACAAAAAUUUUGAUUGGGAACACGAGGAUGACACACUCCAUCACAUGCGCUUUCAUGGUGACGGAGGCGUCACCAAGAGGCUUGUUAGAGAGCAUAACGAUGCAGCUGACAAUAGUGCCGGCGGAAUGGAAAAUUCUAUUCACAAGCCUAUAUCUUGCCGAAAUGCUUCUCAAACGCCUCUGGAUAUAGCGUUCGUCCCUGUUCCUGAGGCGAUCAAUAUAAAUACAAAUCGAUGUACUUCGGCAGCCUGUUUGAUGCCGCCAUCACCGCGAACGGAAGAAGAGGCAGAGGAGCAGGGUCGCAUAGGUGUCAGUGAUGUGAUUGUAUCCGCCGUAAUGUCUAGAAAUGGAGAUUUGAACGACGGUAAUCACGCUCUGGAAGCUGUGGGGGCAUUACAGUGGAACGUCUCCAGUGCCACGCCUAACGUUCGAGCUGACACCAGUGCUUUGGAAGAUAAGAUGGAGCGAGUUGGUAUUGAACGCCAAAGACGAGGUUAUGGGGUAGAACAUCAUGAGGCUGUCGAGAAGUUGGAGGUGGUCAACCUUGAAGGGAGUUUUUCUCCGCGCGAGAGGGUGUCUUCUAUGGGAAACAGUGAGCAAGUAGCUAAUGAUGCUCCUCUUAGGACCUUGCCAUUGAAUAAAGGAGAAGAAGAUAAUAUAUCAGGGUUAACUUCCCCACGGCAACAACAACAAGAAGAACAUAAUGCGCAUGAAAUAGCGAGUGUGAAGAGGGUAUCCUUUGCUACAGAUGCAAACCUAGUUGAAGACACUGCAGUCACUUCUAGACGUGGAGCAGAUGAACCAAAGGAAAAGAAGAAGCGUGCAAAUUGUGAGUGCAGUGUUGUGUGA
Molecule: messenger RNA, 2004 nt
Organism: Trypanosoma rangeli
Lineage: Eukaryota; Euglenozoa; Kinetoplastea; Trypanosomatida; Trypanosomatidae
Product: putative casein kinase
Exons: 1
Coding region: 1-2004 (667 amino acids)
Biological process (GO): peptidyl-serine phosphorylation; signal transduction
Cellular component (GO): cytoplasm; nucleus
Molecular function (GO): protein serine/threonine kinase activity; ATP binding
Source: RefSeq, a predicted model, not a curated record